Empidonax traillii (willow flycatcher) is the source of this 574-nucleotide messenger RNA. Its product is annotated as interleukin enhancer-binding factor 2-like. Bases 146 to 574 code for a protein of 142 amino acids. The record is from RefSeq and is a predicted model, not a curated record. NCBI's taxonomy places the organism in Eukaryota, Metazoa, Chordata, Aves, Passeriformes, Tyrannidae. The transcript is spliced from 5 exons.
GGUUCCAGGGGUCUCUAGGCCCCCCCGUUACCCUCUCCCCUUCUCUACCCCCAGGGGUGACCGAGGCCGCGGCCGCGGCGGCCGCUUCGGCUCCAGGUUCCGGCCCUUCGUGCCCCACAUCCCCUUCGACUUUUAUGUGUGUGAGAUGGCUUUUCCUCGUGUCAAACCUGCAGCUGAUGAGACGGCCUUCAGCGAGGCCCUGCUCAAGAGGAACCAGGACCUGGCUCCCACCGCUGCAGAGCAGGCUUCCAUCCUGUCCCUGGUGACCAAGAUCAACAACGUCAUCGACAACUUAAUCGUGGCACCCGGGACCUUCGAGGUGGUGAGUCCCAAAAAACUGGGAAAGGAGAUCCCUGGGGAGAGGAUGGACUGGUGGGAUUGGGAAAGGAGCUCCAGGAGGAGAGGAUGGAUUGACCUGGCGUCCGAGAUGUCCACGUGGGACGGGGUGAUCGUGACCCCCUCGGAGAAGGCGUACGAGAAACCCCCGGAGAAGAAGGAAGGGGAGGAGGAAGAGGAAAACCAGGAAGAGCCAGCGGCGGGAGAGGAGGAGGAGAGCAUGGAGACCCAGGAGUGA